AGUCUCAGUUUUCCGGAGAUUUACCCUAUAUGAAGGUAUCUUUAGUGGAUUACAGGCAGUUUAUCGUGUACGAAGUCCUGAGAGGGCAUUUUGAAGGUGGCGCACCAGUUUUUGGACGGUGGUUCCUCUACGUCUCUACGUGCGUAAAGCGAGCAAUUGCGUCCCGUCAACGUAGCGUAAAUACCGGCUCCACGUACUCAUCUUCCGCGUUUCGUGACUGAAAAUCCCGGACGCGAUUAAGGAUUUGCUUACUGCCCUAGGGAAUUUGUUUUUGAGGAAAAAAGAUCACAAACACUUGUUGAAGUUCGCGAUGAUUCGGUUGCACAUAUAGUAAAACGUGUUGGUGUUGCUCUAUUGUGAAGAGAUGGGAGAUUCAACCAUGUAGCGGCUUGCUAUCCAUUCUAGGGGGAUUCCAACGGAUGCCUACGAGUCACCAUGGUGUAUGGAUUUAUCAACCUGUGUCUGAAGUCCCUGGUUGUGGAGAAGUUCGGGGAGGAAGCCUGGGAAAACAUCAGGCGAGAGGCUGAGGUGGAAGACAACUUCAUGACGUACACAUAUUAUGAUGACGUGGACACCAUGACGCUCAUUGACGUGGCAUGUCGGUGCCUCGCUGUUGAGAAGAGCACAGUUCUGAUGCUUUUUGGCGAGUUCUUCUUCGAGUUCUGCGUGCGCUCCGGCUACGACCACAUGUUACGGACACUCGGAGAAAACUUGGUGGAAUUCAUCGAGAAUCUGGACUCUCUGCACUCCUACCUGACGCUGGCGUACGACAAGAUGAACGCACCUUCGUUCAGGGUCGAGAAAGUCGACAGCAACAUGUUUCUGCACUAUUACUCUGAUAGGAAAGGGCUGGCACCUAUGGUUAUUGGAAUCAUCAAAGCUGUGGCCAGAGCCUUCUUCCAGAGCGAGGUGACCAUGGACAUCCUGAGUGAGGACAGAGAGGAGGACAGGACCAGGAAAAAGGAGCACGUGGUGUUCUCCGUGACACAGAGGCGGGUGGGAGGGACGGGGUCACAGAAACCACCCAAAUAUGUGGCACAGUCACACAAGGGAAGUGAGCAACAGAUUAGGAAAGAGCUAACUACUAGUAUUCAGAGUAGCUGA
Molecule: messenger RNA, 1104 nt
Organism: Branchiostoma floridae (Florida lancelet)
Lineage: Eukaryota; Metazoa; Chordata; Leptocardii; Amphioxiformes; Branchiostomatidae
Product: guanylate cyclase soluble subunit beta-2-like
Exons: 6
Coding region: 436-1104 (222 amino acids)
Biological process (GO): response to oxygen levels
Cellular component (GO): guanylate cyclase complex, soluble
Molecular function (GO): heme binding; guanylate cyclase activity
Source: RefSeq, a predicted model, not a curated record